This is a messenger RNA of Notolabrus celidotus (New Zealand spotty), 4087 nucleotides long. RefSeq names its product zinc finger protein 180-like. The transcript has 2 exons. Gene Ontology annotation, biological process: regulation of transcription by RNA polymerase II. The record is from RefSeq and is a predicted model, not a curated record. Bases 307 to 1410 code for a protein of 367 amino acids. Gene Ontology annotation, molecular function: DNA-binding transcription factor activity; RNA polymerase II cis-regulatory region sequence-specific DNA binding. NCBI's taxonomy places the organism in Eukaryota, Metazoa, Chordata, Actinopteri, Labriformes, Labridae.
UCCCUCCACGUGCUGCCUGUGUUUGUUUUCCCCCUCAGAGGAAGAGGACAUCUUGUUUCUCUCUGAUCGUUAAACACUGGUUACUGUUUACUCUCCUGCAGCGACUUUAAUCUGUCUGCCUCAUGUUUAUGAUCAUGUACAUCUCUGUUUGGAGUGUUUGUUUCUUCCGGUAAAUAACCCACCAGUGUGCAGAGUGAAGAACUACAUAUUUAACUGCACGUUGUAGUCCAGCUCGUUGGACGCUAAGCUAGCUGUUUCAGGCUAACCUGGAGAGAGAGGUGUGAGGCUGACUGCAGCGGGAACAAGAUGUCGUCUGAACACGUGGCGGUCGGCGGCGUUCCUGCGGUGAAAGCGAUGCCGUCCUCGGUCGUGUCUGGACACUCUACCUGGGACGGAGCGGGAGGCAUGGACGGGAUCACGGUGGUGAGAAUCGAUGACACGCACAUCGCAGAGGAACAGUCUCACGUCAGGACGAAGGUGAGGGAGGGAGCUACAGCUUACUAUGAGAUGGAGUACUCCAUGCCAGAGGAGGAGGAAGAGGAGGAUGGCGUUUACGUCAUCGAGUAUUCAAACCCUGAAGAGGAGGGACAGAGUUACCAGUUCACCAUGUCCGUCGACGGAUCGCUCCCUCCAAAGAAGCCGAUGACGACUCACCCUGCGGUCAGAGAGAGCGUCAGCGCUCCUCUACCCGUGAUGAAGAGGAUUCCCAAACUGCAGAGGCCACAGAGGACGGAGACGAAGAAGAGGAGGAGGCUGGGGGAAGAAGAAGACGUGAAGAAGGAGGAGGAGAUCCUGAGCAACAAGUGUGUGUUGGAGCUCGGCGAGGACUACAGCGACGUGAUGAAGAUGAACGAAGGGAAGACUCUGGUGUGUUCGAUGUGUCCGCCGCCCGGACGCUUCUUCAAGAGAGCGUCCGGUCUGGCCGUUCAUCUGAAACAGAUGCACCACAUGGAGGGGAAGAAGACCUUCUUCUGCUCGUGGUGCCAGCAGAACGUCCGCUCUCAGAUCGACCUGGACAGUCACACAAAACGCCACGCCAACCAGGACGCCGUGUUCACCUGCGUGCUCUGCUCCUCCGCGGAGGAGAGGACCUUCAAAGGGUCCAGGUGGGUUCUGAAGAAGCACAUGGAGAAGGAGCAUCCGGGCGUCGUGCCGCGCUGCCACGUCUGUCACAAGAACUUCAAGUCGGUGGUGUCGUACCUGGCGGAUCAGUUCAGGCACGUGGGCGUCACGCCGUACCACUGCGCCAAGUGUCAGAUCUAUGAGAUCACAGAGCGGGGUCUGAGCGUGCACAUCAAGAACCACGACAAACCCAAGAAGAGGAAGCAGGGGCUCGGGGGAAACCAGCCGCAGACACUAGCAGCUCCGCCCGUCGCCGAUAACUCCGCCACGGACGACUCGGACUUCUAACGCUCACCUCAGUGACCUCGACCUUAUGCUUCCACCGUGAACUCAACUCUUCUGGUUCUAAUUUAUCAAAACUGAAUCUGGUUGAAUCAGUUUGCCUCAAAUUCUUCAGGACUGUGUCAGGAUGCGGAGUCUUCUUCGUCUGUCUGUCAGCGUCGUGUGCAGACUGAGAACAGUUCUCAGAGGAACAACAGCUGGGGUCUUUGAACAUUCAGCCUUGGAGCAGUUCUUCAUGUGUUAGCUUUAAGGUUUGAAAAGUGAGGAAACACUCACAUACUUCAGGUGAGUCAGACACUUUACUUUCACAAGGAGCUCCACCCUCUCUGACCUGAGAGAGGGGAGGGAGGGUUCAGUCAUCCAACCAUCUCCUGAUGUGAAGCCUGAGUCACUUCUUCACGUUGUUUCCUCCCCGCUGUCUCACAUUUUGGGGUGAAGACUCUUUAAAACGUCCUUAAAAACAAGCGUUAGAGCUGUUUCCACAUUUCCAAGCUUUAUGCUAAGCUAAGCUAAGCUAAGCUAAGCUAAGCAGCAGUUUGUAGUUUCAUAUUUACAUGAAGAUAUAAAAGUUUUAACAUUCUCACAAAGUACUGAGCUUUCAAGAGACUUCCAACACCGCUGCAUUCAGGUCUGUUACAUUAAAUCUCCUUCAUGAGAUCAUGAAAUGUUUGUUUCUGAACUCAGGCUGCGUUCAGGAACUCUGGAGUGACACAGAAACUAUAAAUUCAACUUUAAGAAGUUUUUUUCUAACUCUAAACUGAAGGAGACAUGAACACUACUUACUCACAGUAAAAAUGAAAAUAAAUACAGAGUGUGAAGCUUUAUACAAUCAAAAUAAAUCAAAAUGUUCAAAUAUUAUCAUGAGGAAAGAAAGUCAGAAUUAUGAGACAGUAAGGAAUGAAAAAAAAGUCACAAUAAUUUUAAAAUCUAAUUUCAAAUAUCAGUUAAACAUUUAAAUUAAGAGACCGUGUGUAACAAGAUUAAAAGUCUUUGUUAUGACAGAACAUUUCAUCAUCAUGAGACAAAACAUCAUUAUUCAAUUAAAGAAGAAGAAAAUCACAAAAUUAUAUUCAUGAAAAAGUCAAAAUUAUGAGUAAAUUUUUCAAAAUAAGAGAUAAAAAGUCAAAUAAUCAGAAAGAAAAGAGUCAUUAUGAGAUAGUAAGAUGUAAAGAAGAGGGAAAAAGUCAUAACAUUAGAUUAAAGAAAUUAAUAUUACAAGGUAAAAUGUCAAAAAUGUUAAUUAAAAAAGUAAUAAUGGGGAAAUUAUGGGAUAGUUUUUCAAAAUAAGAGAUGAGAAUAAUAAGAUUUAAAGAAAAUAAGUGAGAUACACAGAUAUGAGACUAAAAGUCAUGAAAUAUGAUUAAUGGAAGUUAAUAUCACGGGGUAAAAUGUCAAAAAAUUGAAUUAAAAUGUUAUAAUUAUGGGAAAGUUUUUCAAAAUAAGAGAUAAAAAGUCAAAUAAUCAGACAGAAAAAAGUCAUUAUGAGAUAGUUAGACAUAGAGAUGAUGAAAAAAAAGUCAUAAAAUAAGAUUUAAGAAAUUAAUAUUACAUGGUUAAAUGUCAAAAAUGUUAAUUAAAAUGUUAUGAUCACGGGAUAAUUUUUCAAAAUAAGAGAUAAGAGAAUAAUCAAAUGAUCAGAUUUCAAAAAAACAUUUUGAGAUGUAAAAUGAGAUUAAUAGAAGUUAAUAUCACAGGGUAAAAUGUCAAAAAUAUACAUUAAAAUGUAAUCAUUGGAUAGUUUUUCAAAAUAAGAGAUAAAAAGUCAAAUAAUUAGGUAACGAAAGUUAAAAAUGGGAAUAAUCCUAACUGAGAUAAGAAGUCGAACAUAAGAAGUUUAAUCUCACAGUGAUGACUUUAAAAAUCAUGAAAUCAUUAUUUGUUUUUUAAUAUUUUAAUUUGACUUUUCUUUCCUCACUUUUAUGACUUUUAUUUUGUAAGUUAUUUUCUCAGAAUCCGGACUUAUCUGUCUUUAUCAUAAUAACGAUCUAUCUUAUAAUUAACUUAUUAUUGUGACUGAAUGUUGAAAUGAGCUCCCAUAAAACAUCCAGUUUGAAAAGGAGAACAUUUAACAUUUCGUCUGACCCUCACCCUGCACUGUUUCAGCGGUUUGUUCUUCUUCGUUGGUGUAUUAGUUGUCGUGAGUUUUUCCAGUUACAGUCAGCUGUGUCAACAUCCGAUCACUUUAAAAAGCUAACUCAGACAAUCGUUUAACAUUCACUUUAUUUUUUUACCUUUCUAAAACCAAAAACCUCGUCUGUCGACUUUAAAUAACGAACCGAGGAAUUCAAGAAACGAAGUUCACGUAGAGUCCCGUUACACGCGCGAGAAAACAAACUAGUCUUAGUUCACAACAAAAGUUUCAUGUGAGACCUGAGACCUGAGUCUGGACCCUGUCCGAGCUCGUGACUCGUUAAGGUCGUUUUUUAAAAUUGUAUUAAAGCCGAAACACUUAUAAUUUGACGUGUUUCUGAUUUUUGAAUGAAAAAGGUGCUGAAAUCUAAAAUCUUUGAAAUCUGAACGAGCUUUAACUUUAUCAACAUCUCUGUUUGAGAGACUCUAAAGGAGUCAGAGUUUUAAAUGAAAUGUUUAUAUUGUGUUGAUUUUUAUUCUUUUCUGUAAGUUUGUUUUCCUCGUCCUUUUUUUUACCUUUGUCGUCAUUAAAGGGAAACACCACUGACUCUGA